Quercus lobata is the source of this 1045-nucleotide messenger RNA. RefSeq names its product 60S ribosomal protein L13-1. Lineage: Eukaryota; Viridiplantae; Streptophyta; Magnoliopsida; Fagales; Fagaceae. Bases 159 to 782 code for a protein of 207 amino acids. The record is from RefSeq and is a predicted model, not a curated record. The transcript is spliced from 5 exons. Gene Ontology annotation, molecular function: RNA binding; structural constituent of ribosome. Gene Ontology annotation, biological process: translation. Gene Ontology annotation, cellular component: cytosolic large ribosomal subunit; ribosome.
AAGAAAGGGACAAAAACAAAGUCCACAGACACAAGUAGAAGUACAUUCGUUAACCCCAUAAUAUCCCAUAGUACCAAAAACCUUCUUCUCUCUAAGCCGCCGCUCACCUUCAGACCAAACCCACACCCCACGCCACCGCCAUCUCCCACUGGUAAGAAAUGGUGAAGCACAACAAUGUUAUCCCUAAUGGGCAUUUUAAAAAGCAUUGGCAGAACUACGUAAAGACAUGGUUCAAUCAACCAGCUCGGAAAGAGAGAAGAAGAAUUGCUCGCCAGAAGAAGGCUGUCAAAAUUUUCCCCCGCCCAACUACUGGAAAACUCCGUCCUAUUGUACAUGGGCAGACACUGAAGUACAAUAUGAAAGUGAGAUCUGGGAGGGGCUUUUCUUUGGAAGAAUUAAAGGCUGCAGGUAUUCCCAAGAAGUAUGCACAGUCCAUUGGGAUUGCAGUUGAUCAUCGCAGAAGGAAUCGUUCUUUGGAGGGUCUUCAGGUUAAUGUGCAGAGGCUGAAGACAUUUAAGGCCAAAUUGGUUGUCUUCCCAAGGCGUGUUGGCAAAUUUAAGGCUGGUGAUUCUGCACCUGAGGAACUUGCAUCUGCCACACAGGUCCAAGGCCCAUACUUGCCCAUUGUACGUGAGAAGCCAUCUGUGGAGCUUGUGAAGGUUACUGAAGAAAUGAAAUCAUUCAAGGCAUAUGACAAACUCCGUCUUGAGCGGAUGAACGUCCGUCAUGUUGGUGCCAGGCAGAAGAAAGCAGCAGAGGCUGAGAAGGAAGACAAGAAGUAAUUGGUUUAGUAACAUCGAGAGCACCCUACAUAUUUUUGGAUGUUGACGAGUCUUUCAUUUUUGAUUUGAGCCAUUCAUCUUAUGAACAUGGGUAUGGGUACUUUUAAUCUAGGUUUUAUGAAUUUUGUGGUUUGCAUGGAUAUGUUGAUCUUUAUUCGGUUUUGGUUUUGGUACCUUUGUUAGAAUGAGUAUAUUUUGGAGCUCUGCAGCUAUAGCACUAUGGACCAAUAAUUGAUAUUUAUAGGUUUUUUACAUUGGUAUAA